This is a messenger RNA of Centruroides sculpturatus (bark scorpion), 1558 nucleotides long. Its product is annotated as collagen alpha-2(IV) chain-like. The record is from RefSeq and is a predicted model, not a curated record. Lineage: Eukaryota; Metazoa; Arthropoda; Arachnida; Scorpiones; Buthidae. Bases 1 to 966 code for a protein of 321 amino acids. The transcript has 15 exons.
AUGAAAGGUGAGAGAGGAAAUCAAGAAAUCCCGGGAAAAGAAGGCAUUGGAGGAGAAAAAGGAACUGAAGGAAUACCCGGAAAACAAGGCGAACAAGGUCCAAUUGGGCCACCGGGAGUUCCAGGUCUAACGGCAAAGGGAAACGAUGGCAUUAAAGGAAAUCUAGGAUUUCCAGGAAUUCCGGGAAUCGACGGUAUUCAAGGAGAAAAAGGAUCUGAAGGAAUACCCGGAAAACACGGCGAACAAGGUCCAAUUGGGCCACCGGGAGUUCCAGGUCUAACGGGACCAAAGGGAAACGAUGGCAUUAAAGGUGAAAAAGGAGAACUAGGAUUUCCAGGAAUUCCAGGUCAAAAGGGAGGUGCUGGCAUACCAGGACGAUGGGGAAACGAUGGAUCACCUGGUAUUAAAGGUGAAAAAGGAGAACCAGGAUUUCCAGGAAUUUCAGGAAACGACGGUAUUAAAGGAGAAAAAGGAUCUGAAGGAAUACCCGGAAAACACGGCGAACAAGGUCCAAUUGGGCCACAGGGAGUUCCAGGUCUACCGGGACCAAAGGGAAACGAUGGCAUUAAAGGUGAAAAAGGAGAACCAGGAUUUCCAGGAAUUCCAGGUCAAAAGGGAAAUCUAGGAUUUCCAGGAAUUCCGGGAAUCGACGGUAUUCAAGGAGAAAAAGGAUCUGAAGGAAUACCCGGAAAACACGGCGAACAAGGUAAAAUUGGGCCACCGGGAUUUCCAGGUCUAACGGGACGAAAGGGAGACGAUGGAACACCUGGUAUUAAAGGUGAAAGAGGAAAACAAGGACUUCCAGGUUUUCCUGGAAUUGCUGGUAUACCAGGAUUAAACGGAGAUGAUGGAAUACCUGGUAUUAAAGGAGAAAAGGGACAGAAAGGAGAGCGAGGCGAUUUUGAACGACCGAUAGAAAACGUUCCAUUAAAAGAUUGUGUAUUUGAGAAAAUUGAAAAUCUAUAAACUUUUCAAAUACCAGAGGAUUUUAGGGGUAAACCUUUCUUUUUAAUGAUGGAUCCACUUCAAGAGGAAACCGAAAAGGAAUUUACUAUUUUCUUAAGAGAUUUUUCUACAAAUUAUAACAAUGUCACAGAAUAUAGAUUUAAUACAAAAAACGAAUAUGAAUUUCUCAAGAAUUAUACUUUAAAUGAAAAUAUUGGCUUUUUCGGCACUGUUUACAAUAGAAGCUAUUUCAGUCGACAUAAACAAGAAAGAAAAUUUGCGAAAUACAAUUUCGAGACAAACGAAUUGACGUCAGGAAAUGUGACUCCUGACUUAUUUCAAACAAGUCUAUUUUUGUCUUUUGUAUUGUUUUUUCCAGAGGAGAAUUAUCUUUGGGCAAUGUACGAAACAAAUUAUUCUGAUUCAAAAAUAUAUUAUCAUCUGUUAAAAAUUGAUCCACGGAGUUUAGAAAUUGUCUUCAGCAAGUCUGUAAAUUUUCACGAAUGUAGAACAGAAAAUAUAUUGAUUACAUUUGGCAGGAUUUACUGCGUCGACAUCAAGGAGCAGAAAAUUGAUUUAUUGCAGGAUAUAUACGAAAGGAAAAAUCGAAAAA